UUUGGAACGUCGUGAACUUUUCUGCAAUGUGAUGACGCGGGGGAUGAAUGGUUACUAGCGUCAUGUCGCAGCAGUGCACGCACCUGGCAGCGGGUGCGCGAGCGGAGCAUGCACCGGCCUGAACUUUCUCUGAGUCGACAGCAUGUCGCGGCGACGGAUUGACGGCCGUUAAAAAAAUGCCGGUGACGCGACCACCGCACGACCACCACCGCAGCAGGCUCUUGUUGUUACCGCUGUCACAGUUGUCGUCGCACCGAGACGAGCUCGCUCGCGUAUGCGGUGUACCGCGACGAACGAUCGCGACUCCUGAAGCGAGCCCGGCGACUUACCGUGCCUUCGUCGCGUGCCGAAUGUCGCGCGUCUCGCGCACUGUGUACUCGCGGUAGAGGUUAGGUGUACCGGCACAUAACCUAAACGCGCAAGUGUUACGGAGAGUUAACAUCGAAAAGAGCGUCGCGCACUUUCAUUUUGGGAUUUAUCGUUUUGCGACAACGAUCGGAACGAAUUCCCAUACGUCAAACGUCGUCGGAGUGCUGAUUCUCUGCGCACUGGGUGGUCGGUGAGAUGGAAUGAGCUGGGUGACCACGGGACAAUGAAGGCCAAUGGAACAAACAAUGGCUGUAGCCGCCUAAAUACGCCAUUGGCAGCCACUACCACGCUGGAGGAUCCGGGUACGCCAGCCUCCUGGAAGGGCCCGCCGCCCGGUUCGGAGGCAUCGCCAUUCACACCCAAUUCCGUUGGCCAGGGUGGUGGUCCUGGCUCGGGUCCCUACAAUAGUACAGGCGGUCCACCUAGCAAUGCAGCUUUCCAAGGACCAAGUCCAUUUCCCGGUAGUGCCGGCAGUCCGGCAGGUGCGCCACCUUACCAAGGUCCACCUCCUGGCUCGGCGACGCCCCAGUACACUGCUUCUCCCGCACCCAGUGGUUCUUCGACACCAGGUCCUGGUCCACCGCCUAAUUCUAGCGGUUUCCCGCCACCUCCAAAUAAUUCCGGACCUCCGUACAACGGACCGGGUCCCAGUCCGUUUGGUUCACCCUCGGGAGCGCCACCUCAAUUCGUCGGCCGACCCGGUUCAUCGGGGCCACCGUUCGUUCCUCCAGGCGCCGGCAAUCCGCAUUUCCCAUCACACGGUCAACCAUUUGGCGGCCCGCAAUAUGGUAUGCCACCAGGAAGUCCAUUCGGACCUGGAGGCCAUCCUAUGGCAGGUCCAAUGGGUCCGGGACAUCCAGCGAUGAUGGGACCUGGAGGGCCAGUUGAUCGUCUAGACCAAGGAUCGUUACCUGUCCCCAGGAGGCACACGCCAGCUUACUACAACCAGCCUGACUACAGACUCCACGAGCUCAACAAGAGGUUAGCACAACGCACGGAGGAAAGCGAUAAUCACUGGUGGGAGUCCUUCGCGAACGAAUUCUUCGAGGAGGACGCCACCCUCACCCUACAGUUCUGUUUGGAAGACGGACCGAAACGAUACUCGAUAGGAAGGACGUUAAUACCUAGAUACUUCCGCUCGAUAUUCGACGGCGGAGUGACAGAACUUUAUUACACACUGAAGAAUCAGAAGGAGUCGUUUCAUACUACCACAAUAUCAUUGGACUGCGAACAAUGCACGAUGGUCACGCAGUACGUAAAGCCGAUGUUCGUUAAGGUGUUAACGGAGGGUAGGUUAAUAUUGGAGUUCACCUUCGACGAUCUCAUGAGGAUAAAGUCAUGGCACAUGACGAUAAGGACAUAUCGGGAGCUUAUGCCAAGAUCUGUCGUUGGCAUGCAGCAGGACCCGACGAUGAUCGAGCAGCUCAGCAAAAACAUCACCAGGCAGGGCAUGUCCAACGCUACUCUCAACUACCUUAGAUUGUGCGUGAUCUUAGAGCCGAUGCAGGAGCUGAUGUCGAGGCAUAAAUGUUACGCGUUGUCACCUCGAGACUGUCUGAAAACGACCUUAUUCCAGAAAUGGCAGAGGAUAGUUGCCCCGCCGGGUAAGAGAGAAUCGCAACGACCGGCCAGUAAAAGAAGAAAGAGGAAGGGUAGUACUUCCGGACCGGGAAACAAUGCGCCCCCUGCGCCCAGUAAGAAGAGGUCACCAGGACCAAAUUUUUCCCUAGCGUCGCAGGACGUGAUGGUCGUGGGGGAACCUUCUCUAAUGGGUGGGGAAUUCGGGGAUGAAGAUGAACGAUUAAUAACGAGGUUAGAGAAUACCCAGUAUGAUGCCGCGAACAAUCUGGACCCCCAUAGUCAUGAUACGGCAGGUGGUCCACCGCCGCAUCCGCAUCAGUUCCAUUCGGAACCGACGCCUGGGAAUUCAUGGCCUCCAGAUCGUGGUCCCGGUCCACCACAAGGCGGUCCUGGAAGCCAGGUACCUAUCGUAAAACUGGAACAUCCUUCUGAACAUGGAAAAACUUAGGGCGUUCAAGGUGGUCAAGCAGGGACGCCUGCGGGUGUGCAAGGAUCCCAAGAUGCAAGUCAACAACAGCAGGACAAAAAGAGCCCCG
Messenger RNA from Pseudomyrmex gracilis, 2486 nucleotides. It is a transcript of the gene Chi, whose product is annotated as LIM domain-binding protein 2. The record is from RefSeq and is a predicted model, not a curated record. Gene Ontology annotation, biological process: positive regulation of transcription by RNA polymerase II; negative regulation of transcription by RNA polymerase II; nervous system development. The transcript has 10 exons. Lineage: Eukaryota; Metazoa; Arthropoda; Insecta; Hymenoptera; Formicidae. Gene Ontology annotation, cellular component: transcription regulator complex; nucleus. Bases 593 to 2398 code for a protein of 601 amino acids. Gene Ontology annotation, molecular function: LIM domain binding.